GGCCGUGGGGUCCCCCGGUGUCCCCUCGCGGAGCUCGGGUGGGCUCCGGAGGGGCGGGCAGCGGGAUGGCGGCUCUGCCGGGGGCUGACCUCGCGCUCACCCCGCACCACCGGCCCCAGUGUGGGUGCUGCGGUGGGGCCGGACCCACAUCGGACCCAGCUGCGGGGCCGGGAGCCGCGGCCCUAUUUAAGCGCCGGCCACAGCCCCUCACAUGAUGGGAGCGUGACCGCUGCGAGCCCCGGCACCGGGCUGCGAGCACGAUGGCGCUGGGCAGAGCGCGGCCCCGAGGGGCGGCCGGCCGCGGGGAGAGCACCCGGCUCCUGCCACAGGUGUCCAGGCUGGUGGAGCUGCCCUACUCCUCCUCUGAUGAUGACAAUGAUGGAGACACGGACCUUCCCGCAGCAGAGUCAGACCCUGGUGUGAGCUGCCGCAUCCCCCCCGCACCGAGCACCUUCAGCCAGUGCGUGCGGUACCUGGCCUUCCUCUGGAACCUGCUCUUCCUCCUGCUGGGGCUGCUGGCCCUGGCCACGGGGGUCUGGGGGCUGCUGGCCAAGGGCUCGCUGGCCGGGGAGCGCUUUGUCCCGCUGGGCUCUGACCCCAUGCUGCUCUUCGUGCUGGCGGGGCUGGGGGCCAGCGCCGUGUCCCUGGCCGGCUGCCUGGGCGCUCUGCGCUCCAGCCCCUGCCUGCUGCGCUUCUUUGUGGGCGCUGUGCUCGCCUUCGCGGGGCUGGAGGUGCUGGGGGGGCUGCUGCUGCUGGCGGCACGGCACCGGCUGCGGGACGCGCUGCGGGACGCGCUGCUCCUCUGCCUCCUGCGCUACCAGGACGAGCCCGACCUGCGCUUCCUGGUGGAUGAGGUGCAGCGGAGCCUGCGGUGCUGCGGCCUCGGCUCCUACCGCGACUGGGAGGCCAACCCGUACUUCAACUGCAGCGCCCCGGGAGCGCAGGCGUGCAGCGUCCCCGCGUCCUGCUGCCUGGACCCGUGGCAGAACGGCACCGUGGCCAAUGCCCUGUGUGCCGCCGGGGCGCUGCGCCUCGGGGACGUGGUGGCCGGCACCGUGGUGUACGUGGGGGGCUGUGUGGCUCAGCUCAGCGCCUGGCUCCGCGGCCAGGCCGGUGCCAUCGCGGCCGGUGCGGCCGUGCUGGUGCUGGUUGAAGCCAUCGGUGCGCUCAUGGCGUUGAAGAUGCUCGGAGACAUCACAACGCGGGAGUGAGGGUGCGGUGGGGGGCACCGUGGGGUUGGGGACAUGGUGGUGGGUGAUCCGACCCCGAAUAAACCUUGUCAGAAA
Strigops habroptila (Kakapo) is the source of this 1286-nucleotide messenger RNA. It is a transcript of the gene TSPAN10, whose product is annotated as tetraspanin 10. Lineage: Eukaryota; Metazoa; Chordata; Aves; Psittaciformes; Psittacidae. Gene Ontology annotation, cellular component: membrane. The transcript has 3 exons. The coding region runs from base 261 to 1211 and encodes 316 amino acids. The record is from RefSeq and is a predicted model, not a curated record.